This is a messenger RNA of Cucurbita moschata (crookneck pumpkin), 1923 nucleotides long. RefSeq names its product cytochrome P450 90B1. The record is from RefSeq and is a predicted model, not a curated record. Gene Ontology annotation, molecular function: monooxygenase activity; heme binding; oxidoreductase activity, acting on paired donors, with incorporation or reduction of molecular oxygen. Bases 189 to 1637 code for a protein of 482 amino acids. Lineage: Eukaryota; Viridiplantae; Streptophyta; Magnoliopsida; Cucurbitales; Cucurbitaceae. Gene Ontology annotation, biological process: sterol metabolic process. The transcript has 8 exons.
UUCCCCCCACUGAGGAAAACCCAUGUGUUUGUUUCUAACAUUCUAAUUCCAAUCCCUUUCUCCAGCGUCCUUCUUCCUCGAUUCUCUCAACCAUAUCUCUGAUUCAAUUUUUUGUGCAGAGAGAAAAAGGGAAGUACCAACCAAAACCAUUAGCAGUAUAGUGAGGAGAGAGAGCAGAACUUCUCACCAUGUUUCAUCCACUGCUCAUACUCUGUUUUCUCCCAUCUCUUUUGGCUCUCUUCCUCUUCCUGAUUCUGCUUCGGAGGAAGAGAAAUGUCGUCGAUCUUCCUCCCGGGAACAUGGGAUGGCCGUUUCUCGGUGAGACCGUCGGGUAUCUCCGCCCAUACUCCGCCACCACCAUCGGAGAUUUCAUGAAGAAUCAUAUCACCAGAUAUGGUAAAGUGUAUAAGUCGAACCUGUUCGGAGAGCCGACGGUGGUGUCGGCCGAUGCUGGACUGAACCGGUACAUACUGCAGAACGAAGGACGGCUGUUUGAAUGUAGCUACCCGAGGAGCAUCGGCGGGAUCCUUGGGAAAUGGUCGAUGCUGGUUACGGUCGGCGACAUGCACCGGGAUAUGAGAAUGAUAUCGCUCAACUUUCUGAGCCAGAGUAGGCUUAAGACUCAUCUCUUGAAGGAGGUUGAGAACCAGACUCUGCUCGUCCUUCGUUCUUGGAAAGAUUCCUCAACGUUUUUGGCGCAGGACGAAGCCAAAAGGUUCACUUUCAAUUUGAUGGCGAAACACAUCAUGAGUUUGGAUCCGUGGAAGUUGGAGACGGAGAUGUUGAAGAAGGAGUAUGUUACUUUCAUGAAAGGAGUGAUUUCUCCGCCACUGAAUCUACCAGGAACGCCGUACAGAAGAGCUUUGAAGUCUCGGUCGACGAUCUUGAAGUUCAUCGAGCGGAAAAUGGAGGAACGGAGGUUGAAAAUAGAAGCCGAUGGCGGAGAGUUCGAGGAAGACGAUCUACUCGGCUGGGCAUUGAAUCACUCAAAUCUCUCGACGGAGCAAAUCCUCGACUUGAUUCUUAGCCUACUCUUUGCCGGCCACGAGACAUCGUCGGUCUCCAUAGCUUUAGCCAUCUUCUUCCUCUCCGGCAGCCGAGCCACCGUCCAACAGUUGACGGAAGAACACCUGGAGAUCGCCAGAGGCAAUAAACGAUUGGGAAAGGCGGAAUUGGAUUGGGAAGAUUACAAGAAAAUGGAAUUCACGCAAUGUGUGAUUAACGAGACGCUUCGGCUUGGAAACGUGGUGAGAUUUCUUCACAGAAAGGCACUGAAGGAUGUACGGUACAGAGGUUAUUUCAUUCCACGUGGAUGGAAAGUGCUGCCUGUGAUAUCUGCAGCGCAUUUGGAUCCUUCAGUUUUUUACCAACCUCACAACUUUAAUCCAUGGAGGUGGCAGCAAAUGAAUGGAUUGCCAUCGAGUGCGACGAUAACCAAUAACUUCAUGCCAUUUGGAGGCGGACCGCGACUAUGCACUGGUUCAGAACUAGCCAAGCUUGAAAUGGCCAUUUUUAUUCAUCAUUUGGUCUUGAACUACGAAUGGGAAUUGGUGGGUUCAGAUCAACCUUUUGCUUACCCUUUUGUUGACUUCCCUAAAGGUCUGCCAAUCAGGAUCCGCCACCACACUCUCGUGUAAUGACCGUGGUCGCACCUGAAUCUACCCUCCAGAAUUUAGAGGUUAAAAAAUGAUUUUAAAAAAUGGUUAAUAAUAUUCUUGAUUUAGUAGGGGGAUCAUUUCAUAAGCUACUACAUUGCUAAUGUAAAUUCAACAAGUCAUUCAGUAAUUAUUAAAAGAUAAGAUAAGAUAAGAUGGUUUUUCUUCUGUAUUUCAUUUCAUAUAGUUUCUAGUGAAAUAUUGCAUGCAUCUGUUGUGUGGCUUAUGGCACUUGUGCCCUUCCAUCAAUAUAUUACAUUUACCCUAA